Molecule: messenger RNA, 285 nt
Organism: Racocetra persica
Lineage: Eukaryota; Fungi; Glomeromycota; Glomeromycetes; Diversisporales; Gigasporaceae
Source: the annotation of a GenBank genome assembly
AUGACAAAUUCUUCUGCAAGUGAAAUUUUUUUGGAAAGAAUAGAAACAGAAAUCACUUUAAUACAACAAGGAAAAAAUAUAAACGAUGGUUUGAUUGUUCUUAGAGAUAUAAUAAAAGAAAGUUUUGAUAAUCAUGAUAAAAGACUUGAAGAAGCAGAUUAUGAAAUAAAUGUUUACAAAUCGAUCGCUUAUCAAAAUUAUCAAGAAGCACAAUUUUUUAAAUAUUGUCUUUAUAAAGACUUAAUGGAAACAAUAUUGUGGUGGUAUAAUAUUCUUUUUGAUAAG